AUGAUAAUUACAACAUGGAUUUUGUACAUUCUUGCCCGGAAAGGUACAGGGUUCCCCUUCCCACCAAAAAUCAGUUCGGAUAUUGAAGUUGUGGAGAGGGAGGCUGUGUCUGUGAUACAGCACUGGCUGAGGAAAACUGAAGAAGAGGCUUCUCAGGACAUAAAAGAGAACGUAUUCACCACCCACCCUCCUGUCCAUGGCCAAGAUGUACAUGUGACCAGAGAUGUGGUGAAGCACCAUCUCUCAAAGUCUGAUUUGUCAGCAAACCACAGUCAAGAGGUCCUGGAGGAAAGAACAAGAAUCCAGUUCAUAAGAUGGAGCCAUACUCGUGUCUUCCAAGUGCCAAGUGAGGUGAGAGAGGACACCAAGAGAGAACGAGUAGCGCAGGUGAGACGAAGCCUAUGCCAUCUUAUGGAUGGAUCGUCUCAGGAGAGUCAGGACACAUGUUCCGACACAGACUGCUGA
This is a messenger RNA of Manis pentadactyla (Chinese pangolin), 465 nucleotides long. RefSeq names its product spermatogenesis associated 19 (gene SPATA19). The transcript has 6 exons. NCBI's taxonomy places the organism in Eukaryota, Metazoa, Chordata, Mammalia, Pholidota, Manidae. The coding region runs from base 1 to 465 and encodes 154 amino acids. The record is from RefSeq and is a predicted model, not a curated record.